GUGAUCAUGGUGACCGGGGACCACCCCAUCACGGCCAAGGCCAUCGCCAAAGGUGUCGGGAUCAUCUCCGAGGGCAACGAGACCGUGGAGGACAUCGCGGCCCGGCUCAACAUCCCCGUCAGCCAGGUGAACCCCAGGGAGGCCAAGGCGUGCGUGGUGCACGGCUCGGACCUGAAGGACAUGAGCUCGGAGCAGCUGGAUGAGAUCCUGCGCAACCACACCGAGAUCGUCUUCGCCCGCACGUCCCCCCAGCAGAAACUGAUCAUCGUCGAGGGGUGCCAGAGACAGGUGACACCGCCCUGGCCCUGUCACCCGUGUCACCCGUGUCACCCGUGUCACCCGUGUCACCUGUGUCACCUGUGUUGCCUGUCUCCAUAUCCCCUCAUCCCAAUAUCCCUUCUCCUUUGUCCUGUUUCCUGUCACCUGUCCUUUGUCACCUGUCCCCUGUCAUCCCUGUCCCUUGCUGCUCCCAGUCCCAUGUCCCACAGUGUCCCCAAACCCACAACCCCUGGUAUUGCCAUCCUCAUGUCCCACGGUGUUCCCAAACCCAUGUCCUCUGGGAUUGCCACACCCCACAGUGUCGCAGACCAUGUCCCUGUCCCUUUGCCCUGUGAUGUCCCCCCUGGUGCCCAGUGUCCCCCA
Messenger RNA from Cyanistes caeruleus (blue tit), 642 nucleotides. NCBI's taxonomy places the organism in Eukaryota, Metazoa, Chordata, Aves, Passeriformes, Paridae. The record is from RefSeq and is a predicted model, not a curated record.